Lasiosphaeria miniovina is the source of this 1179-nucleotide messenger RNA. RefSeq names its product uracil-DNA glycosylase-like protein. The record is from RefSeq and is a predicted model, not a curated record. Gene Ontology annotation, biological process: base-excision repair, AP site formation via deaminated base removal; base-excision repair. The transcript has 2 exons. Lineage: Eukaryota; Fungi; Ascomycota; Sordariomycetes; Sordariales; Lasiosphaeriaceae. The coding region runs from base 1 to 1179 and encodes 392 amino acids. Gene Ontology annotation, molecular function: uracil DNA N-glycosylase activity. Gene Ontology annotation, cellular component: nucleus; mitochondrion.
AUGUCUACUCUCAAGCGCAAGGCCGCCACCCAGGCUGCAGGCGCCGACGCCAAGAAGCCCAAGCAGAAUAGCAGCAUCAUGUCCUUCUUCGGCCCCCCAAAGGUGACGCCCUCGGCAGCGAGCAGCAGUAGCAGCACCGCUGCCACGACCACGGGUGCCAAUGCCGGGCCUGAACCCGCUGCUCCCAAGUUUGACAAGGUCAAGUGGGUCGCCAGCUUGACCCCCGAGCAGCGGGAGCUUCUCCAGCUCGAAAUCACCACCCUCCACCACAGCUGGCUCGCCCUUCUCAAGGACGAGAUCACCACCAAGGAGUUCCUCGACCUCAAGAGGUUCCUAAACCGCGAGACCGCUGCCGGCAAGAAGUGGUUCCCCCCAAAGGAGGACGUCUACAGCUGGUCGCGGCACACGCCCUUCAACAAUGUCAAGGUGGUGAUUGUCGGCCAGGACCCAUACCACAACCACAACCAGGCGCACGGGCUGGCCUUCUCGGUGCGGCCGCCGACGCCCGCGCCGCCCUCGCUCAAGAACAUGUACACGUGCCUCAAGAACGACUACCCGUCGUUCACGCCGCCGCCCAACAAGGGUGGACUGCUGACGCCGUGGGCCGAGCGUGGCGUGCUGAUGCUCAACACGUGCCUGACGGUGCGCGUCCAUGAGGCCAACAGCCACUCCAACCGCGGCUGGGAGCGCUUCACGCAGCGCGUCAUCGACCUGGUCGCCACCAAGCGCACCCGCGGCGUCGUCUUCAUGGCCUGGGGCACGCCCGCCGCCAAGCGCGUCCAGAAGGUCGACGCCAAGCGCCACCUCGUCCUCAAGGCCGUCCACCCCAGCCCCCUCAGCGCCUCGCGCGGCUACUUCACCUGCCGCCACUUCCGCCUGGCCAACGACUGGCUCGCCACCCGCUACGGCGACGACACGGGGCCCGUCGACUGGGCGCUGACCGAAGGCGCGAGCAUCUUUGCCAAGGAGGGCGAGGACGACGAGGCCGCCGAACACAGCGACGCCGUUUCCGACAGCAGCGUGGCCAAGAAGGUCCUCGAGGACGCUGCCGCGGCCGCCGUCGACAAGAAGCCUAAUACGAGCGGCAAGACCAACAAGAAGGCCGCUUCCGUCGCCAAGUCAACGGCGGCGGAGGACGACGAGAAUGUCGCCCCCGAAGAAGACGACGUCGAGGCUUGA